Molecule: messenger RNA, 243 nt
Organism: Cylicocyclus nassatus
Lineage: Eukaryota; Metazoa; Nematoda; Chromadorea; Rhabditida; Strongylidae
Source: the annotation of a GenBank genome assembly
AUGUUGUCUGUUCGUGGAAAAGGCGUGUCAGAAGGAGUUGCUCAGCACUGCGAUAAAGCUUUCUGUGCGAAAGACCUUCCCAAAAAUCAUGUCGAGAACGGCUUGGCAUGCGAGCGGAGGAGGAAGACAAAGAGGAAGCCAAAGCCUACAGAGGCUGAUACUGCGCACUGGGCGGAUGAACUUCGCCGUAAACCAGUUUAUCGUGAUCUUAUAGACUGUCUUGUGAAGGACAAGCUAGAGUGA